Messenger RNA from Monodelphis domestica (gray short-tailed opossum), 797 nucleotides. RefSeq names its product ferritin heavy chain B-like. NCBI's taxonomy places the organism in Eukaryota, Metazoa, Chordata, Mammalia, Didelphimorphia, Didelphidae. Gene Ontology annotation, biological process: intracellular iron ion homeostasis; iron ion transport. Gene Ontology annotation, cellular component: cytoplasm. Gene Ontology annotation, molecular function: ferrous iron binding; ferric iron binding. The record is from RefSeq and is a predicted model, not a curated record.
AGCUCUAAGCUUUCCAUUGGUGGAGAGCCCCUGCCUUCCUCCUCCUGCUCAUCUGACUAAACCAAAUAGGCUUUAUAUGAGCCGGCUUAAGGAAGAAGCUGUGCUAGCUUGUUUUUUUUUUUUAAUCUAUUCUUUUCUACUGUUAAAAUGGUAUCCAGGAUAAAUCAGAACUUUCAUCUGGAUUGUGAGAAAUCUCUCCAUGGUGUCAUAAAUGCAUCACUGCACGCCAGUUAUGUUUAUUUCACCCUGGCCCUUCACUUUGCUCGGCAUGAUGUAGCAUUAAAAAACCUCAAUAAGUUCUUCAAAGAAAGGUAUCAGGAGAAGAUAGAACAAGCAGAGAAAUUGUUCCUGUACUUGCACAGGAGAGGGGGACACAUCUCUCUCUAUGACAUCAAGAAACCAGAAAUGAGUGAAUGGGCAGGUUCCCUUGAUGCUCUGGCCUCAAGUCUGGAAGUUGAGAAAUUUGUUAAGCAAUCCAUGUUGGACUUACACCGAGUAGCAAGGCGGAAUUCUGAUCCAAAUCUCUGUAAUUUUUUGUGGCCGCUGAUAGACGAGGAAGUGACCAUCAUGAAAUGUCUGGCAGAUCAUAUCACUACCUUAAAGCGCUUGAGAUCGCCACCUUUUAAGUCUGGAGAGUACAUGUUUGACAAGCACACUCUAGGAGAAAGCUGCAAAGUCCCACACUGAGACCCCAAGGCGGGGGCGGAUCCUUGAGCAUAGACAAUUGAUGAACAACAUCCCUGCAGCUCUUUCCUCACAAUGCGAAAAAUAAAUUAUUUGGCAUUUCAAGUGCUGUU